Messenger RNA from Nerophis lumbriciformis (worm pipefish), 1269 nucleotides. The record is from RefSeq and is a predicted model, not a curated record. Lineage: Eukaryota; Metazoa; Chordata; Actinopteri; Syngnathiformes; Syngnathidae.
AUGUUGUCUAUAAAAGUGACCGUCAAACUGAUGAGCUCCAUGGUGAAGGUGACUCUUCAACGAUGCGUCACCUACUCCAAAAUGUGGCCCUCGUGUGAACUUUUCCCAAACACAAUGCCUGAGUCAAACAUCAGCCACCUGUUGACGGCAUCUUCUGCUGACAAGUUGGAUCAUUACAUGGACAACAACUACGACUUGGACUAUGGCAUUCCACCCGAUGAGAUCCCAGACACCACACAGGGUCUGGUUUUCUUCAUCGCCACCAUAAUCAUCGCCGUGGUCCUCGUCUGCAUCAUGCUGGUAUGCGGAUUGGGAAACUUUAUUUUUAUCGCCACAUUGAUGCGCUACAAGAAGCUGCGCAACCUCACCAACCUGCUAAUCGCCAAUUUGGCCAUCUCAGACUUCUUGGUGGCGGUCGUGUGCUGUCCCUUCCUGGUCGAUUACUAUGUGGUCAAGCAGUUGUCGUGGGAUCACGGGUUGGUGCUGUGCGCGUCUGUCAACUAUCUUCGCACCGUAUCCCUUUAUGUGUCCACAAACGCCCUGCUCGCUAUUGCAGUGGACAGGUACAUGGCCAUCGUUCAUCCACUGAGGCCUCGAAUGAAGUAUGAAACAGCCUACUGCCUGAUCACUGGAGUAUGGAUCAUUCCCAUUCUCAUCUCAAUCCCCGCAGCUUACUUUGCCUCAGAGACCAUGUACCCUCACGGAGGCACUAAUCCGACCACUCACAAAGUCUUCUGUGCUCAGAUCUGGCCCGUGGACCAACAAGCUUACUACCGCUCCUACUUUUUGUUCAUCUUCGCUGUGGAAUUUGUCGGGCCGGUGAUCGUCAUGGCGAUGUGUUAUACCCAAAUUUCUCGGGAACUUUGGUUCAAGAAGGUGCCCGGUUUUCAGACGGAGCAGAUAAGGAAGCGGCUUCGAUGUCGCCGCAAAACCGUGAUGGUCCUCAUUGGGAUCUUACUGGCUUACAUCCUGUGCUGGGGUCCGUACUAUGGCUUCACCAUCCUGCGGGACUUCCACCCGACACUAAUCUCUCGCCAGAAGAAUUCUCUUGUGAUCUUUUACAUCAUUGAAUGCCUCGCGAUGAGCAACAGCAUGAUCAAUACCUUCUGCUUUGUCAGUGUCAAGAACAACACUGUAAAUUAUCUGAAAAAAAUUGUGCUGGUAAGAUGGAGGUCAACAUACGCUCCCAGUAGGACUGUGGAUGAACAGGAUUUAAGGACUUCAUCCUUGCCUGUCACGGAGGAGAUUGAAUGCAUUCAUUUGAGGUAA